GGCCCAGGAGUUGCGACGCCGAACCUUAUUGACGCUGCCAUUGCCCAACAUCACCGCAGCCAUGGCGAGCAAGCUGGCACCCUUCCUAAUGCGGACGGCCGUACGGUCGGCGAGCCGGGCGGCGCGGCCACUCGGCCCCCAGUCCCGCGCAUUCUCGCGCUCGGCGAGGAAACAGAGCGACGCCCUCAUGGUGCACCGGAACACAGCCGACAAUAACCCCGACAUCCCCUUCAAGUUCACCGAGCAGAACGAGGCCAUCAUCGCCGAGAUUCUCAAGCGCUACCCUCCGCAGUACAAGAAGGCAGCCGUGAUGCCGCUGCUCGACCUGGGCCAGCGGCAGCACGGCUUUACCAGCAUCAGCGUCAUGAACGAGGUGGCCCGCAUCCUCGAGAUGCCCCCGAUGCGUGUCUACGAGGUGGCGUCCUUCUACACCAUGUACAACCGGACGCCCGUGGGAAAGUUUCACGUCCAACUCUGCACAACGACACCGUGCCAACUCGGCGGCUGCGGCAGCGACGCCAUCGUGAAGGCGAUCAAGGAGCACCUGGGCAUCAAGCAGGGGGAGACGACACCGGACGGCCUCUUCACCUUCAUCGAGGUCGAGUGUCUGGGCGCGUGCGUCAAUGCGCCCAUGGUGCAGAUCAACGACGACUACUACGAGGACCUGACGCCAGAGAGCAUCAAAUCGCUGCUGACGGCGCUCAAGGAGAGCGUGCUGGACGUGAGCAAGGCCGACAAGGUGCCCAAGCCGGGCCCGCUGAGCGGGAGGCACACGUGCGAGAAUAGCGCAGGCAUUACGAGUCUGACCAGCGAGCCGUGGGGGAUUGAGAAGACAAGGGACGAUUUGUAGACUAAUGAUACUAGGGCGAGGGGCUGAUAGACGGGUGUACAAAACAUAGCCAUCUGUGUAUUCUGCAAAUGACCAUGAGCAAGGUUAUAUGUGUAACGGACCGAAUCUUACUUACUCGGAACUAAUUUUCGGAAACUCAAGCAGGUUGCCACAAACUUCA
This is a messenger RNA of Parathielavia appendiculata, 1010 nucleotides long. RefSeq lists its product as uncharacterized. The record is from RefSeq and is a predicted model, not a curated record. Bases 62 to 850 code for a protein of 262 amino acids. Lineage: Eukaryota; Fungi; Ascomycota; Sordariomycetes; Sordariales; Chaetomiaceae. Gene Ontology annotation, molecular function: oxidoreductase activity. The transcript has 3 exons.